AUGUCAACCCUUUCGCCGAUCAAUCCUAAGCCAUUUCUUCGGGACCUCAUAAACAAAAAGAUUGUUGUAACUUUGAAGUUCAACAAGACCCAGUACAAGGGCGUGCUGGUUUCCACAGAUAACUACUUCAAUCUUCAGCUAUCAGAUGCGGAGGAAUUUAUUGACUCACAAUCUAAGGGCAAAAUAGGUGAUAUUUUUCUCCGCUGCAACAACGUACUGUGGAUUGGUAAAGAUUUAUCAGAAAAAAGCGGUAGUGUUUCGGCUGAUUCUGCACCUGCGGAGGCUACCAGAGGAGCGAAUGCUGUCUUAGAGGCCCAAGAGACCGAAAUUUCGCAGGAUGCAGCGCCGCCACAGACAGCCACCUGA
Lachancea meyersii CBS 8951 is the source of this 366-nucleotide messenger RNA. Lineage: Eukaryota; Fungi; Ascomycota; Saccharomycetes; Saccharomycetales; Saccharomycetaceae. The record is from the annotation of a GenBank genome assembly.